AUGGACAAGCUGGACCGAGGGGCGAGGGAGAGGUGGCAAUCUCUAGUAAUUAUCAGCACUUUGGAUGGACGAAUUGCUGCACUGGAUCCAGAAAACAGUGGGAGAAAACAGUGGGAUCUGGAUGUGGGAUCAGGUGCUCUUGUGUCAUCCAGCCUCAGUAAACCAGAGGUAUUUGGAAAUAAGAUGAUAAUCCCUUCCUUGGAUGGGGACCUUUUCCAGUGGGAUCGGGAUCGAGAGAGCAUGGAAGCAGUUCCUUUCACAGUUGAAUCUCUUCUGGAGUCAUCUUACAAAUUUGGCGAGGAUGUUGUCCUAGUUGGAGGAAAGUCAUUAACGACUUAUGGGUUGAGCUCAUACUCAGGGAAGGUGAAGUACAUCUGCUCAGCUAUGGGCUGUCGCCGGUGGGAUGACGAUGAAACAGAACAGGAAGAGACACUCCUAUUACACCGAACCCAGAAAACAGUCCGUGCUGUUGGACCACGCAGUGGCAAUGAAAAGUGGAAUUUCAGCGUUGGUCACUUUGAGCUGCGCUAUGUUCCAGAUAUUGAAACUAGAGCGGGAUAUAUUGAGAGCAAUUUUAAAUCAAAUAUGAACAAAGAAGAAACAAAAAUUAUUUCAGAUGUGGAUGAGCAGGAAGCUAUGAUGAAAGAUACAGUGAUAAAGGUCUCAGUAGCUGACUGGAAGGUGAUGGCUUUUAACAAACGAGGAGGACAUCUGGAAUGGGAAUACCAGUUUUGCACUCCAAUUGCUUCUGCGUGGCUGGUUAAGGAUGGCAAAGUAAUUCCAAUCAGUCUGUUUGAUGACACAAGUUACACUGCAAACAAUGAAGUAUUGGAAGAUGAAGAAGAUCUUGUGGAAGCUGCCAGAGGAGCCACAGAAUCCAGCGUCUACCUGGGUAUGUACAGGGGCCAGUUGUAUCUUCAGUCAUCAGUCAGAAUUUCUGAGAAAUUUCCAACCAACCCAAAGGCUCUGGAAUCCAGGAAUGAUAAUGCAAUUAUUCCUCUUCCCAAAAUCAAAUGGAAACCUUUAAUCCAUUCUCCUUCCAGGACUCCAGUGUUGGUGGGGUCUGAUGAGUUUGAUAAGUGUCUCAGCAAUGACAAGUAUUCUCAUGAAGAGUACAGUAAUGGAGCACUUUCAGUUCUGCAGUAUCCAUAUGAUAAUGGUUAUUACUUACCCUACUACAAGAGAGAGAGAAAUAAACGUAGCACUCAGAUCACUGUUAGAUUUUUUGAUGAGACGAAUUACAAGAACAUUCGCAAAAAAGAUCCUGUUCUUCUGCUUCACUGGUGGAAGGAAAUUGUUGGCACUAUUAUAUUUUGCAUUGUGGCCACAACUUUUAUCGUACGCAAACUUUUCCAUCCCCAUCCUUACAGCAGACUGCGGAAGGAAUCGGAAACACAGUGUCAGACUGAUAGUAAAUAUGAGCCCACUUGUGGAGAUGUUAAAGACAGCAGCUGGACUGAUGUCAAGAACUCUGGAUACGUGUCAAGAUACCUGACAGAUUUUGAACCAAUUCAGUGUCUGGGUCGUGGAGGUUUUGGAGUAGUUUUUGAAGCCAGAAAUAAAGUGGACGACUGCAACUAUGCUAUCAAAAGGAUCCGUUUACCUAACAGGGAGCUGGCUCGUGAAAAGGUGAUGCGGGAAGUCAAGGCAUUAGCUAAACUUGAGCAUCCGGGUAUUGUUCGGUAUUUCAACGCGUGGCUGGAAGCUCCACCUGAGAGAUGGCAGGAAAAGAUGGAUGAACAGUGGUUAAAAGAUGAAAGCACUGAUUGGCCACUCAGUUCUCCCAGUCCAAUGGACGUCCCAUCAUUUAAGAUCAGAACAGAGCCAUUCUCUACAAAGGAGCACAUUGAAGUCACUUCAUCAGAGAGGAUAAGGUCUGUGGGAAUACCCUGUGGUCAGUCCGAUUCAUCUGGAAGCCAGUUUUCUCCUCUGGAAUUUUCUGCCACAGACAACAGAGACUUACACCAGUCAGAAGAUCCACUAUUAAACCUUCAGGACAGUGUCCUUACUGGCUGUGAUGUAGAAGACAGUACUAUCAACAAUAACAAGCUGGGUCACUCCUUGGAAAUUUGUUCUUCACCUGUUGCUGUUGUACAUCUGAGGGAAGGGACCUCCUCUUCUAUUGUGUUUGAGGAUUCUGGUUGUGGAAAUGCUUCUAGUAAGGAAGAUAAAGUUGAUGUUUCGCGUGAUGAGAGCCUUCCUGAGGAUAAGGCGAAAAGUACAAAGGAAUCUGAUAACAAGAAACCUGCUUCAGGAAGUCCCCUCUCUGUUUCUCCUCCAAGGCCAACAAGUUUAAGCCUGGACCUUUCUAAAAAUAUUGCAGAAAAAGUCAAGCCCACCUCCCCAAAGGUGUAUCUUUACAUCCAAAUGCAACUCUGCCGGAAAGAGAAUCUUAAAGACUGGAUGAGCAGAAGAUGCAUGAUAGAGGAGAGGGAAAGGACAGAGUGUCUGCAGAUAUUUCUGCAGAUAGCUGAAGCGGUUGACUUUCUGCAUAGCAAAGGAUUAAUGCACAGGGAUCUCAAGCCUUCCAAUAUAUUUUUCACAAUGGAUGACAUAGUAAAGGUUGGGGAUUUUGGACUGGUAACUGCUAUGGACCAAGAUGAGGAGGAAGAAUCAGUACUUACCCCAAUGCCAGCUUAUGCCAGGCACACAGGACAAGUAGGGACCAAACUCUACAUGAGCCCAGAACAGAUCUGUGGAAACACCUAUUCGCACAAAGUGGAUAUCUUUUCUUUGGGACUGAUUCUCUUUGAGCUGCUUUACCCUUUCAGCACACAGAUGGAGAGGGUCAGGACCUUAAGUGAUGUUAGAAAUUUGAAGUUUCCACCAUUGUUCACUCAGAAAUAUGCACAAGAGUACACCAUGGUGAAGGACAUGCUCUCUCCGAGUCCCACUGAAAGACCAGAGGCUGCAGCAAUCAUAGAAAAUCCUGUAUUUGAAGACUUGGAACUCCCACCAAAACCAGUGCUUAGGCAGAGGUCACGGACAAUGAGUUUAUCAGGAAAUAAACAUUCAAGACAACCAAGCAAAUAA
Messenger RNA from Charadrius vociferus (killdeer), 3033 nucleotides. RefSeq names its product eukaryotic translation initiation factor 2-alpha kinase 3 (gene EIF2AK3). The transcript is spliced from 17 exons. Gene Ontology annotation, biological process: protein phosphorylation. Gene Ontology annotation, molecular function: protein binding; protein kinase activity; ATP binding. Bases 1 to 3033 code for a protein of 1010 amino acids. NCBI's taxonomy places the organism in Eukaryota, Metazoa, Chordata, Aves, Charadriiformes, Charadriidae. The record is from RefSeq and is a predicted model, not a curated record.